AUGGAUCUCAACCAGGGGAAUUUUGACAGCCAAGUCUUGGAUGACAAUCCUACUCAUCAUGAAGCCACAGACACUUUUGAUGUCCUUGAAUGCCAUCAAACGAAAAAUGGACAAUGCAAAGCUCCCUCCCCGACUCAUUUAGCACACAUCCAUUCUUCUCAUGAACACAGGUCUACCCAUCCACGUGAGACUGGCUCAAAGUCUCAUCAGCAUUCACCCAGUCAUGGAUCUCGUCGCCCCUUCCUCGAACAAGCAUACACUUCUUCCUCUUCCAUGCACUUGACCCAUGGACACGCACCUCACAGAGCACCAUCUGAAAAAAUCACAUCAACCCACAUGCAGCCAGAUAGACUACCUGCACACCUCUCUGUUACUCAUUCAAAGUCCCCUCAACACUUACCUUGUUCUUCCUUCUUCCGCAAACUGUCUCCUUGUCCGUGCUCUCCAACUCAGUCUAUAGUUUCUUUCAGUCACAAACUGCCCUCCUCUCGUGGACAGUCUUUGGCACAGUCUCUGCCCAGGCAUUCUGCUCAGCCAGAUCAGACACCUUCUCCUGCUCCUAGUUCAAACCGAUCUCACUCUCGUAGGGCCACACCUGUUCAAUGCAGCAAAUCCGGAGAUGGUGCAUGGUGUACCAUCCAACAAGGUAAUCCCUCAAAGCUCAGCUUCUAUUCAGCAUCUUGGCAAGCUUUCCUGCAGGAAGUGAAGUUGGGAAUGUGGUUGCAGGGAGUUUUAUUGCAUCCUCUUCCAGCUCAUCAGGAUGCGGUAUCACUGGUACAAGAAGUUUUGGAUACCAUAUUAUGGACAUACCACAUUAAAAAGCUGAAGCUUGACAAUGGUUAUUUCCCAGAGUAUAAAAUGCCGAUGCCACAACUGCUCUGUGAUGACCUGUUCACCUUUUGUAUGGAGCUCAAAAAAAUUGUGAUAUUUAUUGCGAAGCAAUUAUACGGUAUAUUCUUAAAGGGCAACUCAAUGCACAAGGAGCAUGUCAGGGAAGCAGCAGCUAAGCUCCUGAAGACCAGUGAAUAUCUUCGGCUCCCUGACUCUUCUGAGGGAAAAUAUACCAAUUUUGUGUCACAAGUCCUCAAGGAAGCCUACCUCAGUUUUUACUAUGGCAAUGGUAAAAAAGCACUCAAACUAACUGAUGAAUUUCAACGCAAAAUUUUUGUCAACAGCCUUAUUCUGGUGGCCAUGAUGAAGGGUGUUCUCUCCAGCUUCCACAACAGUGGUACUGACAAGGUGCCUGACCUUACCACUGACAUGUGCAGGGCUGACUUCAACACACUGCAAAAGUCUAUCAACAAGUUGAUGGUCAUUCCCAAGUGGCAUGUUGAGCUUGAAGAGAUGCUGAGGGAAUAG
Messenger RNA from Suillus paluster, 1359 nucleotides. RefSeq lists its product as uncharacterized. Lineage: Eukaryota; Fungi; Basidiomycota; Agaricomycetes; Boletales; Suillaceae. Bases 1 to 1359 code for a protein of 452 amino acids. The record is from RefSeq and is a predicted model, not a curated record. The transcript is spliced from 7 exons.